AUGACGUCUAAAUCAGAUAAUUCUCAUGUAAUUCCAAUCGAGGCAAAUAAAAAAAUUUUGGAAAUUGUCUGCUCUCCUACAUUGAAAUAUGUUGCUGCAUUGCAUGAAGAUAGCAAUAUCGACCUUUGGUCUAUUAAUAGUCAAGGGGAACAUCUAGAUUAUGAAAAAACAAUUAAUAUUGGCAAUAUUCACACAAGAAAAAAUGAUGAAAAAAUAUUUGCAAUUUCAGAUAAUAAAUAUGUUUCAAUCAGCUUUAAUAGAAUUAAUCCUUAUAAUUUCAAAAUUUUCGAUUUUGAAACUGAAAAAGAAGUAACAUUAAAAUUUCCAGAUUGGCAAAAGGAAAUUGACUUCUUAUCCUUUAUUGAUAACGAUAAUAUUAUAAUGGUCAAUACUAAAUAUUACAGAGCAUAUGUUUUUUCAAGUAAAGAUACUAUUAGCUGGGUUUGUAAAUCAAUGGUCGAAUUAAAAUAUUUUAAAAACAUUUAUAUUAAACCUAAAGGUAAAUUGAUCAUAUUUAAUGAUUCAAUUUAUGAGCUCACGGUGUGGGACAUUGAAGAAUUAUCGAUCACAACUCGUGUUUUAAUAGAUUGGAAUCUUACACCUAAGUCUAUAGAAAUUAGCGAUGAUGAAGAAUUAUUAUUGGUAUGCGCAAGAAAUGAAAAAACCAAUAAGACAUAUUUAUACAGUUUUUCCACAGAAACUGGAAUGAAUCUGUCAUCCUAUAGAUUUCACUUGAUUGCUUCUAAAAAAGGAGAAAGAUUAUUAUAUAUGUCAGGAAAGCAAUAUAAUUUAAUGGACCCUUAUAGCCUCAAAACUCCAACCAAUGCAAGUAAGCUUUUUGAAAGGAUUCAAAUCCAAAUUCAAGAACCAUACAUAAUUCUAUCGGAUAAAAUAAUUUAUACGAUUGAUGGAAGAAUAUCAAUUAAAGAAUUAGUGACCAAUGAUUGGGUCAAAUUCUUACGAAAAGAACUGAAGAGCACAAAUAGAAUUACAACUUUGUCUAAAAAGACAAUUGAUAGUAUAACUGAUAUUAUAAAUGGCAAAUUAUCUGAUGAUCAUAAUAUUGACAAAAAAGAAUUUAAAGGAGAAGCUUUAAAAUGGGGAUUAGAAUUAGAUGAUGAAUCAGUCAGACUUACAAUAAUUGAUUAUAACUAUCGCAAGAAUGAAUGGAAUCCAGAUGAUAAAAAAAAGCAUCUUGAUAUUCUUCCAUCAUUUUAUUCUAAUGGAAAAGAAUUUAUACAACAUUGUAAUGUUCUCGAAAAUGAUGACUUCAUCACAAUUACACGCAUUGGUAUAAUUAUCUGGACUUAUAAGUAUUCAGAAAUUAAGAUGCACUAUUAUUGGAAUUAUUGGAAUGAUCGUUUAGAACAGUUCGAAUUUGAAAUGGGAAAAUUUAAAGAUUUCUCUAACAACUGGACUUUAGGAAGAAUUCUUCCUGCUUCAAGUUAUGAAACUAUCUAUAGAAAUUUAGAUGUUAAAUUCGGCAAAGAAGAAAUACAGCUUUUCAAAAUCUUUUUGGAAGAUAAUAUCGUCGAUGAAUUUUAUUUAACUUGCUACGGAAAAAUUCUCAUGGAAAUAUUUAUUAAUUUACAAGAUGAUAAAUGGAUUCGAUAUUUAGGUGGCAGCUGUAUGGAUAAAUUUGUGCAAGAUGAUAACCAUUUGAUUUCUAAAAUUUCUUUGUUAACUAUUAUUUUUGAAAACUUUAAUAAAUUAUCAGAACAUCAUCCCGCAUUUAUAGAAAGUGCUUUAUCUUUGGUAGGAUUUGUAGUUCCUUCUUAUAUUAUAGAACACUCUAUUGCAUCACAUCUUUCCAGUUAUGGAAGAUACUAUCAUUUAUCUAAAACAUCAUUUCUUGACAUAUUGACAUCUAAUCUUUGGAUUCGUUGGAUUAGUUUUCAAAAAAGCUUUCCAACUAGUUUCCAAAAUUUUCAAGAACGUCAUACUUUUUUUCGAGAUUCAAUUAUAAGACCAAUCAUCGAUUCUAAUAGUUCAACUAUACUUGCAAUUCCUCUGCCAAACUUUGUUUCUUAUCCAAAAGAUUACAAUGUUUGGAAAGAAUUAUUGUUACCUAGUCCCAAAAUAGAGUUAUUUUAUAUGUUACCUCACCAACGAAGAAAAGAAAAUUGGUUUCCGUUUGUUAUGUUUUAUGAAUGCCACACAAUUAAACUUCGUGAACAUAUAAUUGAUAUCGAAAAUAAUAAAUGGGCAGGUUAUAAAAAGCCUUACAUUUCGAAGAAUCUUAAAGAAGUUCUUCUACUCCCUGAAGAACAACCCACUCUUGCGCAAAUUAAUGAAGCUAUUAAAGGGCUGAAAAAAUCAAUUAAAGAGUUGAAAGAAUCAACUAAAGAGCCCUCUCUUAGGCAAAUUAAGGAGGAUAUUAAAGAUCUAAAGGAUCAACUGAAGG
Messenger RNA from Racocetra persica, 2404 nucleotides. The record is from the annotation of a GenBank genome assembly. NCBI's taxonomy places the organism in Eukaryota, Fungi, Glomeromycota, Glomeromycetes, Diversisporales, Gigasporaceae.